AAAAAUCCAGAUGCUGCUUACGAUCAAGCCGACUACGCAUACAUGAAGUUGGAAGCAUUCGUCACGACAAUCGGAAAUGCAAACCUUAACGAACUAUCAUCAACGACAGCAGAAGAAAUGAAAGAGAAACUGAAGACAGCCACAGACCAGUUCGACAAAUCUUUCGACACGUUGAUGGAAAAUCCGAAACCGGACGACGAAUACGCCGCAAAGCAACGCGAGGAACUCCAAUCCAAUGGUCGGCUGUUGAUCCGUUCGGCGGCGAGUUUGGAGAUCAAGCUGAGUCUGUAUACGAAGAAAAACGAAUCAAGCAACCAAUCAACACAAAACGAACGUUCGACAAGGAAAUUACCAAAGGUGGAUCACUACCCCUUCGACAAAGACGACGUCGAGCUUUGGUUCCGCGGAUUCGAAGUGGCCCUGGACAUCCAAGACGUCCAAACGGAACGACAAAAAUUCGGAUGUCUCCUCAGGAUGCUCGACAAAUCGCAGAUCGUUUUCCUCGGUAACGUCGCCGAAGCAAUUCCUCCACAUGAAACACCUUACUCGGAAUCGAAGGAAAUCCUCAUCAAGAAGUUUCGCGUUCCACUAUUCGACCGGAUCCAACGAUUACUCGAGCUGGAACUGGACAGCGGAGAAUUGCCAUCGCACUUCUUGGAACGGGCACGACGGCUACGCAACACAGACGACGACAUCCUAAAAUACAUCCUCUUGAAGAUAUGCCCGCAACAC
Molecule: messenger RNA, 732 nt
Organism: Paramuricea clavata
Lineage: Eukaryota; Metazoa; Cnidaria; Anthozoa; Malacalcyonacea; Plexauridae
Source: the annotation of a GenBank genome assembly